Messenger RNA from Lolium perenne, 732 nucleotides. RefSeq lists its product as uncharacterized. NCBI's taxonomy places the organism in Eukaryota, Viridiplantae, Streptophyta, Magnoliopsida, Poales, Poaceae. The record is from RefSeq and is a predicted model, not a curated record. Gene Ontology annotation, molecular function: zinc ion binding.
CGGUGUUGGUGCGGCCGUCUUGCUAAGGUUAAGCAGGUGGAGGAUUUCUCCGACCAGUUCGGCAUGAAAUUUUUUAUGUGUGCGAGCUAUGAGCAUGAUUCACCCCGUAGUUCAGCUUCGUCGUCCACCAGGCCGCCGUCUCCCCCGCCCCUAUGCAAAUGGUUUCACUGGAUAGACACGGAGCAGCCAGAUUGGGCGCGCCAGGAGGUUGAGGAGAAACACCGGCGUGCGUGGGCAACGUUCUUUGAGGAGGAGCGUAGGGAAAAGGUUCGUGCAAAUGAAAAGGCAGAGCGAGAGAGGCAGAUACGGAAACUAAGGGCGGAACAAGCUCGUAAUCGCGAGGUGAAUCAGAAGAGGAUGGAUGAUGAGGCUGCACGUAGGUUUGCAGAGGAAGAUGUGCGUAAGGAGGCUCGUGAAGCGGAGAGAAAGAGACUAAGGGAAAGAGCUGCUGAGGCGCAAGUGGCAGAAGAACGCGGCGACAAGUCUGGAAAAUGGCCACGGUGGACGCAGAGAAAGUAGAGUGAUGUGACCUACUGGCUAUGUAUCUUAAUUUCAGUUAUAGUUUGUCGUUGUAUCUUAAAUUCUGUUGUAGUGAUAAGCCGUAUUUUAAAUUCAGCUGCAAUGUAUCUUAAUUUCAGUUUUAGUACUAAUGUGAAAUGAAUUUGCCGCAAAAAUGUUGUGUCAGAAAUUUUGGCUCGUUUGUUUCCCGCCAAUUUUUCCCGCCCAAUUUUU